AUGGAAGCUCUAAGUAAUAGCUUCGAAAACGCCGUUAAGAGCAUGUCCGAUGCCGUGACUGGUAGUAUGAAAGAACUUCACUCCGCUAUGUCAACACUGGCCACCAGUGUUACUGAUUGUCAAAAGCAGGUAACUAAACUUACUGAAUCUCCCAUGCUUGAGACAGUGACUAGGGCCCUUUGGUCAGUGGAGCAGGAAAGGAAAGAUGAAGAACGUCGGUCUAAAAAUGUUAUCAUUUCCGGUCUCGAGUUGCAGCCAGGAUGUAACGACAAAGAUAUGGUUUUAUCGUUAUGCGAGAACCACCUCACGGUCAAGCCAACAAUUGCUAGAACUCGCCGUAUCGGAAACCACAGGUUAUGUGUCACGCUAGACAAUUCAUCGGCAGCUGAGGACCUGAUUGCCUCAUCAAGGAUCCUCCGCUCUUCUUCAACAACAAAAGGUAUCUUCAUCAACCCUGACUUUCCAAAAGGCAGGCCGAACAAGCCUUCUUGA
Messenger RNA from Helobdella robusta, 492 nucleotides. RefSeq lists its product as hypothetical. Bases 1 to 492 code for a protein of 163 amino acids. NCBI's taxonomy places the organism in Eukaryota, Metazoa, Annelida, Clitellata, Rhynchobdellida, Glossiphoniidae. The transcript has a single exon. The record is from RefSeq and is a predicted model, not a curated record.